Molecule: messenger RNA, 270 nt
Organism: Alternaria burnsii
Lineage: Eukaryota; Fungi; Ascomycota; Dothideomycetes; Pleosporales; Pleosporaceae
Exons: 2
Coding region: 1-270 (89 amino acids)
Source: RefSeq, a predicted model, not a curated record
AUGGAGAUCCGCUCUGCGAUCAUGACGACAUGGACACCCAUGUUCGAUGUUAAUUCAUCAGGCCCAUUGCUCCAAACUCUUGGCAACGGUCUGGACCUACCCAUAUCGGGCGCCUGUCCAGGCGGUAUUGGAGUCUUCAAGCCCACAAAUAAUGAAUCGUUUUUGCAGUCAACGACACCGCAUGAGCCGCGACAUCCUAAACGGGUGCGGUCCGCUCCAGAGCAAGAUGUCCCCUGCCACUCCGCCCAAGACACAAAGCAGACACGGUAA